AUCUGUUUCUGGACACAGCACUAAAACAAGCAGCAGCCUUCGAGGUAGAUGUGAAAAAAAACGGUCUACUAGGAGAAAAUCGUGGAUAGGGAUGAGGUUUGGGGGCGUUUCUGUUGGCUUUAAGGAGGAACUUCACACUGAGUCUGAUUAAGGUCAUUUCUCUUCGCCGUGAUCUGUCCAGCAGGGGGGCAGCGUGCCUCACUUUUCUGAAUUGCGCUUUUAGUCCGCUACUUCAUAUGUUGUGCUUCAGUGAAAGCGAUGACCAUCGGGACAGAGACUUUACAAAUGUGUUCCUCGUGAAUGGGAGUUGCAGACUGAACUGGCGACUGAGGAUCCCGUUGCAAUUGCGUCGCCAAGAGUCCGGAGGCUGAGGUUUGUGUGUGUGUGUGGACAUUUCUGGGAAAGCCUCCAAAGUUGAGUUUUACCAAGAGAACCCGGGAAGAAACACAAAGUACAGACUCGGCAACAGGUCUCUUGCAUUUUGUCGGAGCCCAGAAGAUCGUCUCACUGGAGGAAGGAAAUAAACAAUGCCCGAGGAUUGUGUGCACAGAGUUAUGGGGAUGUAAACGUUAGACUCUGGAGAUGUGACGUGGUCCAAAACUUUUCGACGAAAUACUUCUUUUUUUCUCGGGGCUGAGGAAUUAUCACAAACUCUUGGAUGUUUGUAUAACAGAGAUUAUCUUUGCUGCUGACCAGCUCGGAGUAUACUUGAAAACGGAAGUUCUGGAUAUAACUCUUUUACGCACAACAAACUCUUCUUUUUUUCUCCUUGACUGUCAAAUAAAGAGCAGACAGUGAAGAGGCAUGCUCUGAAAUAAAUCACUGGUAGACUAGUACGUGUCCUCCCUGCACACUCUAUGUCUUCAUCUGGAAUUAAUUGAUUAACAACCCCCAAUGGACUAAAGACGCGCCGGGUUCGCGGCUCCAUCACUGGAUCUCUAUCUUUCCCUCAGUGUGUUUACUUUAUCUGACACCUCGCCAGAAUGCAGAGGGCUUUUGUGCUCGGUAUAGCUCUGAUAUAUCUGCUUACCUGGACAGGUGAAGCCGACAAACAGACUCACCUCAAACGGGUGCAAUUGCACAGACGCGCGAGACACGGACGUGUCCACGUUGGCGCAGCGGACAGAGAGCGCUUCGUUGGUCGUGUGCGACCCGGGUUUGGUUCUGCAAUUUCGGUGCACAGCACCAUAAAGGGGGGAGAUGUGCAGGCUGACGAGGGUGUUCCAGUUUCCGCCAGGACAGGGACUGUGCGGGGAAGGAGAGCAGAGGGUCUGGGUCUAGUGCCAAAAAGAGGGGUGGCAGGACAGAUAGGCUUGCCUCGUCAUUCGGACAUACUACAAGAUGAGGGCACCCCAGGAGCAAGAGCAAGAGUGGCCCGGAUGCCCAGCAGCGCUGGGUCACCAAAUCUGCUGGCCAGUUUCGCGGGAAAGAACCGCGUCCUGGUGAUCACGGCCCCCCACGACUCAGAUGGUUAUUACCGACUGAUGAUGUCGCUUCUGAAACCAGAUGUGUACUGCGAGCUCGCCGAGCGACAUGUCCACCAGAUUGUUAUGUUUCACCAGGAGGGAGAGAUGGGCGGCAAGGUGAGGAGGAUCACCACGGAGGGGAAGGUAAUGGAGGAGCCGUUGGACACAGCACUCAUUCCCAGACUCAUGAGCUUCCUCAAAAUGGAGAAAGGUAAAUUCGGGAUGGUGCUGCUGAAGAAAACCCUGCAGGUGGAAGAGAGGUACCCCUACCCCGUGAGGCUAGAGGCCAUGUAUGAAGUGAUCGACCAGUCACCAAUGAGGAAGGUGGAGAAGCUCAGACAGAAAGGUUUUGUCCAGAAGUGUAAAGGGGCAGGUGUGGAGGGUCAAGUGGAAGAGGGCACGCUCACAGUAGAUACACCAGCAGAAAGAAAACCAGGAAAGAAGAUCCUAAGAAAGCCCACAACAACAACCAUGGCUGUCACGACCACCACCACACCGACGACUACACGACCAACCACGACUACCACCACCGCCACAACAACUACAACCCGGCCCACCACUACCAGCACCACAACCAGAGCAACAACAACCACGACUAAAGCAACAACAACCACCAAACCCACCACUACCACCACCAGAAGAACCACCACAAAACGACCCACCACUACCACUGCCACUACCCAUAGACCGACCAGAGCCCACACCACCGCCCUGUGGCUCCCAGCCCCCAGAACCACUGCUGAUCCUUACUCUCACAACCGCAGAGAGAGGGAGAGGUACCCAGCUAAAACUACCCCGGCUGGAGAUAACCGCACUGACAAGGACAGAGAUCCACACAGCCGCAAGCUCGUACCACCCAUACACAAACCCACCAGGAUCAAACCCACCAGGAAGAAGAACGGGGGAGAGAAGGUGCUGACUAAUGAGUAUGAGGACAGGUAUGAACCCAGCAAGCCAACAGUAAGUGAUCCUGAGGAGACAGAAACCUUUACAGAGACCAGUCCCACCAAGAGCAAGGGCAAGCAUGAUAAGCUUGACAAGAAGAAGAAAAAGAAUGACAAGGCUGCCAAGAAAGCAGAGAGGAGAGGAGGAAAGGCUGGGAAAGAGGGCAAGAUCGGGGGAAAGAAAAAUGGAAAGAGACUGUUGAAGUACCCUGAGAAAGAGGACUACCCAAAGCCCACUAAGAAGCCAACGCCCCCUCCAAAGGGAUCUCUGGCCUCCUUCCUGGACUACUUUGAGAACAGGAGGCGGCUGCUGCUGAUUACAUCCCCCAGUGAGGAGAACAGUAUGUAUGUUCAGCAGAGGGACGAGUACCUGGAGUCUGUGUGUGAAAUGGCCAUCAGGAAAGUUUCUAUCAUCACCAUCUUCGGCUCAUUGACCAACUCCACCAUGAAAAUUGACCAUUACCAGCUGGAAAAUGACAAGCCCAUGAAGGGUCUUCGUCAGGAGGACCUGGUGAACCAGGAUCUGAUCACAGAGCUGAGGAAAGAGUUUAGCAUGACACAUGAUGACUUCUACAUGGUCCUCACCGACACAGACAUUAGAGUCAAGCAAUCCUAUGAGGUUCCCAUCGCCAUGAAGGCUGUACUUGACUACAUUGACACCUUCUCCUCCCGUAUCCGAGAGAUGGAGCAGCAGAAAAGAGAUGGGGUUGUCUGUAAGAAAGAGGAUAAGCCCAGAUCUUUAGAGAACUUCCUCUCCAGGUUCCGUUGGAGACGCCGCCUGUUCAUCAUCUCUGCCCCCAAUGACGAGGAAUGGGCCUAUCAGCAGCAGCUGUACGCCCUGACCAGCCAGGCCUGCAACCUUGGUCUGAGGCACAUCGCCAUUCUGAAGUUAGUCGGCACGGAGCCGCCGGAUAUGGGCGGAGUCUUGGAACUCUAUCCUAUCAAUGGAAGUGCUACUGUGGAGCGUGAAGGGCUGCCAGCCACCCUGGUGAAGGACAUGAGGAACUACUUCCAGAUCAGCCCAGAAUACUUCUCCAUGCUGCUGGUAGGGAAGGAUGGCAAUGUUAAGUCCUGGUACCCAUCACCCAUGUGGUCCAUGGCUAUCAUCUAUGACCUGGUAGACUCUAUGCAGCUACGCAGACAGGAGAUGGCCAUUCAGCAGUCACUGGGUAUGCGCUGCCCUGAGGAUGAGUAUGGUGGCUAUGGCUACCAUCAGCAUGGAUAUGAACACGGUUACCAGGAUGGCUAUCACCAGGGUUAUGGUUACUAACCUCACCCAGCUGGUUCUUAGCUCGUAACCUUUUUUUAAAAUGUUUUCUACAAAUCCUCCACCAGCCAGCUGGCUCACAUGGAGUGAGGAGUCCUUGAAUGUUUUGUAGCACUUAGUGGAAGCCUCAAAACUGUUGCUUUCACCUAUCCAGUUCUUUGAUAUAUAGCAUAGUAUGCUGCAAGUAAUGGUAUUUUGCAAGGGGUUUCAAUCAGAGCCGGUUAGUCAGUGUGUAGAUGAGCCAGAAGGGUUCAGGGAUCUGUUGUGUGUUAGUUUUUGUCAUGUGUCAUUUGAAACAAAGUGUUUUGCACGUUAUAUUAUCUGUCUCCUUCACAUGCCUUCCAGGUCAAAUUUACAUACUCAUGUUAUCAGCACAGACCUUUAUUUUGUAGAUAAUGCGCUAAAAUAAUACAUAUAUGUAUUUAUUGGACAUCUGUUGCAUUUGAGGUGGUUAUCGACUAUUGUAUGAAAAGAAGCUAUCACAUUAUUUCUCUUUUUGUAAAGUUUCUGUUGCUACACAAUGUUCUUAUUUAUACUCUUUUGUGCUACAUGACAAAUAAACAUUUGUUUACUAUCA
Molecule: messenger RNA, 4254 nt
Organism: Larimichthys crocea (large yellow croaker)
Lineage: Eukaryota; Metazoa; Chordata; Actinopteri; Sciaenidae
Gene: ccdc80
Product: coiled-coil domain containing 80
Exons: 10
Coding region: 984-3680 (898 amino acids)
Biological process (GO): positive regulation of cell-substrate adhesion; extracellular matrix organization
Cellular component (GO): basement membrane
Source: RefSeq, a predicted model, not a curated record